AUGGGUCGCCUUCGUCGCGACACGCAGGACUCGCUCUCCUCACGCCCACUCCGUGUCCUCGCCACCGGCACCCUCUUCCUCACCCACACCCUCUCGCUCCCCUCCCACCCCCAGCCCUCGUCCGUCGUCCGCGCAAGCUCUGUCUCCCGCUCCCGCGGAGGCUCCGUCUCCACCUGUCUCUCCAUCCUCGCCCAGUUUCCUUCUGUCGACGCCCUCCUCGUCGCGCCCCUCGGAGGCAACGAGGACGGCAAGCGGAUCAUCCGUGAUCUCGAGAGGGAGAGGGUCAGCACCCGCUUCUGCAAGGUCUGGGACGACGCAGGCGUCCCCAGCGCCUGGGUUCUCCAUGCAGACGACACCGACUCCCGCACAGUCAUCAACAACAACCCCCUCCCCGACAUCACCCACGAGGAGUUCGUCUCCCUCCUCGGUCCCCUCCUCGCUCCCGAGAAUUAUGCCUAUCUUUCCUCUUCGUCCCCUCCACAGGCCCAUGCCGCCAGCGCGACCUCGCCCCCAGCCGUGAGCACCCUCAAGGCGCUCCAGCCCCGUCCGUCCACCUCUAGCAUGCACCCCGCUUCUCCUCCCCCCCAGCGACCUCCGGUCAAUUCUAACAGCCCUGCCCCGUUUGACUGGGUCCAUUUUGAAGGUCGCUCCGUAAAGACGACGCUAAGCAACAUCAUCGGUCUCGACGGUCUCGCCAGGGAACGCAAGUGGCGCAGCCACUGCGUCUUCAGCGUCGACGUCGGAAGACGCACUCGCCAGGGCGUUGAAGCGCUCAUCCCCCACGCCGACGUCAUUUUUUUGAACAAACACUACGCUCGCGCGCACUCCCCGCAGUACGCCGCCUCCCCGCGCGCCUUCCUCCUCUCCCUCACCGUCCUUGCCCCGCCUCACGCACUCCUUAUCGCGCACUGGGGUGAAGAUGGCGCCGCCGUUCUCUCAGUCCCCACACGUGAGUAUUUCCAGAGCUCCGGCUGGGUCGCACCCGAUCCUCCUGCGCUGCCAGACCCCCCCGCGCUUUCCCUACCCCUUGGGACGCGCGAUGGCCAGUCCGACGAGGUCCACUCCGUUCGCACCGAGAGCGACUUCUGGGCAGGCCAGCACACCGACUCAUCGAGCGUGUUCACCGCCGGCGUCCUCUCUGGCCUCGGCUCCCAGUCCUCGCCGUCCUCUGCGCCGCUCUCCCCCCAGCGCCCCGCCCGCACUCGUACCGCUUCCGCCGCGCGCGCGCGGGUGCGGAUCCGCGAGGGUGGGGACUCGUCCGACUCGGAUGGCACGCAGAUCCCGCCCGCACGGCACGACCACGACGACACAGAGCGCGGUGCGCGUGCGGGCAGCGGCAGCGGCGUGGUCGACGAGGUAGGAGCGCAGGACGCCUUUAUGGCCGGGAUGAUGUUCGCCCUCACGCGGCGCCUGCUCCCGGGCGAGCCGUACACCCCGUCUGCCGUCGCGCGCGAAGGCCCCGCGAGUGGCGAGACGGACCGCAGCCGGUGGCGGCUCGAAGAGUGCUUGAGGUUCGCGACGGAGCUCGCGGGGAGGAAGGCGCGAAAGGAGGGCUGGGAGGGGCUCGCGGACGACAUGGCCAAGGCCGGAUGGUUUGAUGGCUGA
Messenger RNA from Fibroporia radiculosa, 1605 nucleotides. RefSeq lists its product as uncharacterized. The transcript has 4 exons. The coding region runs from base 1 to 1605 and encodes 534 amino acids. NCBI's taxonomy places the organism in Eukaryota, Fungi, Basidiomycota, Agaricomycetes, Polyporales, Fibroporiaceae. The record is from RefSeq and is a predicted model, not a curated record.